GAACAGCCCGGACUAAUUACUGGAACGUUUACAAGGCUUGCGACGUGUACUGUGCUUUUAGAAGUGAUUGUAGGCCUAUUUAGAUUUAAUUACGUUUCGCUACUUCAAAAUAUGUAGACCGGUCCAUUUAUUGUCGUGUUUUUAAGCUGUGUCUUGUGAAAGUAGCGGAGGGCUUGUGUGCCAGUGAUUUGUCCACCACGCACCACUAGCUCGGACAAACUACCAUCGCGUUCCUCUAUGCUUCGCUUGACUUGUUCCGUCGCUUCGCGCAGAAGUGAUGGAGUUUUCGGAGCACAUAAAGACUGCUAAUGUAGAAGACGUGAUCCUUACACAGCCCUUCCACCCGCCGGUGAAAGGGACGCUGUGUGUGACCGGCCACCACCUCCUGUUCUCUGGCAGGGAUGGGGACAGUUCCGCACAACUUCUUCUGCUUCUGAGAAACAUCGAUGCCAUUGAGAAAAGCGUUGAAAACCUGGUGGGAUGUUCAGGCCUCGGCUCUAGGAGUUCAGGCCAGAGUGAAAGGUCCACCGGUUCUUCUGGGACGAUUACCAUCAAGUGCAAGGAUCUGCACAUCCUGCAGCUGGAUGUCCCAGGCAUGGAAGAGUGCCUGAACAUCGCCAGCUCCAUUGAGGCGCUGUCCUCCCUGGAGACUGUGACAGAGAUGUAUCCAUUUUUCUACAGGCCUUCAUUUCUCAGUCUGCAGGGCCAAUGGGGGCUAUCACCAGCGGAGCAGGACUUCGCACAGAUAAAGGCUCUUAGUGAUAGGUGGAGACUGAGUGAAGUGAACAGGGACUACUUCGUGUGUCCUUCCUACCCCCCCGCCGUCAUUGUCCCACGGUCCAUUGAUGAUGAGACUCUGGCCAAAUCUGCCAAGUUCCGACAGGGCGGCCGCUUCCCUGUUCUUUGCUACUACCACAGGGAGAAUGGCAAGGUGAUCAUGCGCAGCAGCCAGCCUUUGCCAGGAGCCAAUAGGAAGCGAUGUAAGGAGGAUGAGCUCCUCCUACAGGCAGUGAUUGAUGGCUCAGAGCUUGGUUACAUCAUUGACACACGCUCUGCUCAGCUGGCCCAACAGGCCCGGAUGACAGGGGGAGGGUUUGAGUCCAAAUCAAACUACACCUCCUGGAAGAGGCUGCACCGUAACUUGGAGAGGGGGAAGGUGUUGCAGGAGAGUCUGAUUAAACUGACGGAGGCCUGCAGUGACCAGUCCCACAACAUGGACCGCUGGCUCAGCAAACUAGAGAAUUCCAAGUGGCUGUCUCAUGUCAACAGCGUUCUGGCUACAGCGGGGCUGCUGGCAGAAUGUGUGGAGAGAGAGGGAUGCUCAGUACUAGUCCAUGGCUCCGAUGGCACGGACACCACCCUGCUGCUCACCACUCUGGCCCAACUCAUCCUGGACCCCCAAUGCCGAACACUGCGGGGCUUCCUGGCAUUGCUGGAGAGGGAGUGGGUACAGGCGGGUCACCCAUUCCAGCAACGCUGUGCCCACUCAGCACAUUCACAUGCCCGUCUGAAGCAGGAGUCACCCAUCUUCCUGCUGCUCCUCGACUGCGUUUGGCAGCUGGAGAGACAGUUCCCCCUGGCACUGGAGUUUGGGGAGCCCCUCCUGCUGCAGCUGGCCCAGGAUGCCUAUGCCUCAGACUUUGGCACUUUCCUCUGCAACAGUGACAAGGAGAGGUGUGCUCUGGGGGUGAAAGAGAAGACCCACUGCCUGUUCCAGUUCCUCUGCAGGCCCAGUGAGAGAGACAGAUUCAUUAACCCCUUGUACCAGCCCACAGAGCUAGCCAUCUGGCCUUCUGUCCAGCCUCCGUCCCUUCAGCUAUGGCAAGGGCUGUUUUUCAGGUGGACACAGAGCGGCCAGUACCUUCAGGAAGCGAGAGAGGAGAUCCGUAACCUGGUGAUGCAGUGCUGCAGACGGGGCUGUGGGCAGAGUGCGGUGCAGCUGGAGGCUGACAGCUCCAUCCCCUCCUCUGGGGUGGUGGACUGCUGAGUCAAAACUCUCACUGCCGUCCCCAACAGAGACUCCUGCCGAACUGUAGG
This is a messenger RNA of Megalops cyprinoides (Indo-Pacific tarpon), 2037 nucleotides long. RefSeq lists its product as uncharacterized. Lineage: Eukaryota; Metazoa; Chordata; Actinopteri; Elopiformes; Megalopidae. The record is from RefSeq and is a predicted model, not a curated record. Gene Ontology annotation, biological process: negative regulation of autophagy. The coding region runs from base 278 to 1987 and encodes 569 amino acids. The transcript has 11 exons.